UGAAACAGUGCAACAGGUAUGGAACAGCUCCUUUCAUUGUUGCCUUCCUUCAUUUCUUUGCACCGUUAUUUCCAGACCAGGUAAAAUCGGCAAGUUGUUCCUGACUGAGAACACAGAAGCGGAGUUACAGGAACAGCCUGAGAAAAUGGCAUGUAACAUACCUAACCAAAGACAGCGGACUAUGUCGACAUCUGGAGAAGCUCUAUAUGAAAUUCUUGGUCUGCAUAAGGGAGCAUCAAAUGAAGAAAUUAAGAAAACCUACAGAAAAUUGGCCCUGAAACACCAUCCAGACAAGAAUCCAGAUGAUCCAACCGCUGCUGAAAAGUUUAAAGAAAUCAACAAUGCCCACGCAAUACUUACUGACGUGUCAAAGAGAAACAUAUAUGACAAGUACGGAUCUCUGGGACUCUAUGUGGCCGAGCAAUUUGGAGAUGAAAAUGUUAAUACCUACUUUAUGCUGUCAAGCUGGUGGGCAAAGACCCUGUUUGUCAUCAUUGGCCUCUUGACUGGCUGCUAUUUUUGCUGCUGUCUGUGCUGCUGCUGCAAUUGCUGCUGUGGACGAUGCCGGCCCAAGUCAUCCGUGUCAGAAGAGGACUUCUACGUGUCCCCAGAGGACCUCGAGGAGCAGAUCAAGACUGACAUGGAAAGAGAUGUGGACUUUCCUGUUGUUCUCCAGCCUACAAAUGCAAACGAGAAAACACAGCUAAUCAGAGAAGGACCUCGAAGUUAUUGCACAGACUCUUAAUAUUGAGCCCACUGAGGGUUCACAGUGCCUGCUCUUGGUUCAGCCAUGUCUCCAGGUGGUAAUGGGGGGAAGGUAGGGACCAUGAAAUGCUGUGAACUUUUCCAUAUUUGUAUUUUAUUUUUAGGUAUGGAAAGAUAAUUGCUACAUAACUUCCUCAGUAUACACAUUCGCUCUUUGAGUAGAAUUCCUAAUGAAACACAUUCCAUUUUAAUGAAUAACCGCCUAAAGAGUUGUUUUAUGCUCCUUCCAUGAGGUAAGAAAGUGGCACUGGACAGGCUUUAUAAGCCUGCCCUUCACGUGAGCCAGACCUCAUUCCUUACAGACUAAAGUAGCAUUCCAAAACAGAAGCCACUUUUCAUCUAUUUAGCUAAAUGCAAUAUUCGUAUCUGCCCUAAAUAUCAUCAGUAAAAUAUACAUGAGAAUUUAGGAGAAAAUUUCCGGGUGUGUGGAGAUCUUUCCCUGUCAAUAUUCAAUAUGGUUACAGAAAUUUCAAGAGGCAGGAAGAAAUUAUUAGGUUAAAAAAAGGCAAACCAUAUUAUUUUAAAGUAUGCUUUUGAAAGAUUAAAAAUUAUCUUUCACUGAAAACUGACCAGUAAAACCAGGAAGAACAGGUUUUGUGUGUACUUUUAAAUUGACAACAAAAACAAAACUUCAACCUGGUUAAAUGUUAUAAAUGAUCCAGAAAAUCAUUCUGAGCUCAAACCAGCCCCAAACAAUGUGUUGGCCAUUUUUAAGUAAAAAUAAUUUCUGUACAACUGGCCUACAUUAGCCAGACUAAAAAAAAAAAAAAAAAAAAAACACAUGAAGUAAAGAGCAGAAUUCUAAAUUCUUUAACCUAAAUUUAGAUUUAAAGGCAUAUCACUUACCCCAUUUUUGGUGGGAUUAUUUACAUUGACCAGAAAAUGCUCAGCUCUGUUCAUGUGGAACAUUUAAGCUUAGAGCUUAUCUCUGCAUUUUACUUGUUUGAUCUUCAUAUUCAUUAUAUGGUAGAAACCAUGUGCUUUUUUCCAAAAUAGUACAGCAGCAAAAGUGUUUGUUUUUCUAGGCCUUUCCUAGAUCUUUAUAUAACAUUACAUUUUUCAAGAUCUUGUUAUGUUUUUAUAUAUAGUAUUAUUAAAUGUCAUUUUCUUUUUUCUUUGUUUCUUAUUCCCUCUA
Rhinolophus ferrumequinum (greater horseshoe bat) is the source of this 1900-nucleotide messenger RNA. RefSeq names its product DnaJ heat shock protein family (Hsp40) member C5 beta (gene DNAJC5B). Bases 146 to 745 code for a protein of 199 amino acids. Lineage: Eukaryota; Metazoa; Chordata; Mammalia; Chiroptera; Rhinolophidae. The transcript is spliced from 5 exons. The record is from RefSeq and is a predicted model, not a curated record.